Molecule: messenger RNA, 3544 nt
Organism: Boleophthalmus pectinirostris (great blue-spotted mudskipper)
Lineage: Eukaryota; Metazoa; Chordata; Actinopteri; Gobiiformes; Gobiidae
Gene: palmda
Product: palmdelphin a
Exons: 10
Coding region: 220-1707 (495 amino acids)
Biological process (GO): regulation of cell shape
Cellular component (GO): membrane; cytoplasm
Source: RefSeq, a predicted model, not a curated record
CGCGCGACCAGACCGAGGGACCUGCACCCGCUUUUACAGAAGAGCGUCACGGUGGUUUUGCUGAUGCUGUUGUCCCUUUGGUCUUGUUGUGUGCAGCAGCUGGAGCAGAAUAAGUAGGUCUGGACUGGUCUAAACAUCUGAGCUGGACUCCUUUCUCCUUUUUCUUUUGACCCACUGCCCACACUCUGUACCAGCGUGUGUAUUGGUCUCGAGAACAAAAUGGAGGAGGCGGAGCUGCUAAAGGAUCGUCUACAGGCCAUCACUGAGAAGCACCGUAUCCAGGAGGUGAUCCGGCAGAAGAAGCAGGAGCUGGACCAGGAGAAGCUCAGGCUCAAACAUCUGAAGAAAAAAUCUCUGAGGGAGCAGUGGCUGUUGGACUCCACCUCCCACAAUGCACCUGGCUCUUCGUCCUCAGAGCAGCAGACCCGCUCCCUCCUGCUCAGCAUCUACAGGAUCGAGAAGGAGAUCGAGGCGCUGGAGAGAGAGGAGGCCAUCGUGUCCAAGAACGAGAGCUUCAUCCUGGCGCGGCUCAGGGCGGUGGAGAAGAGCACGCAGGACAUCAUCAAGGAGGCCCAUGACAGCUUUGUCCCUGAGCCCCCACCUGUCACCACGGCAACCCCACAUUUCCCACAAUCCCUCUCUCCGACAACAAAUGACCCAGCCCACCCAGACGAGCCCCCGAGAAAGACGCUGUUUGCUAUGGAGAUAAACGUGAACAAGAACGUGCGCACAGGAGAGAGCACAGUGUUGUCCACCUCCUGUGUCCCCCCUGAGGACCUGCAGAGACAGGGCGGCCUCAAGGUGUACGAUGACGGGAGGAAGUGUGUGUACGCCCUGCACACUCUGGAGGGCUCAGACCAGAACGGAGUGACGGAGCUUUCAGCCUCAGAGGUGGAACAGCUGCUCAAGAACGCCACCAUGCACCGCCAGAGGAACCUGCACCACAACGGACAUGCCUCCUACUGCCACCAAUCCCACCACCUGUCCCCCAGAGACUGCACAUACCUGGGGGAAGAGGAGACCUGCUGGAGGGCCCCUGACCACCACUGCACCGGCCGUAACCAGCACAAGAGGAGCGGGAGAGAGAUCCAGAGAGGAACCAGCUUCAAACUGCCCCAAAACAACAACCACUACCCCUCACACCAGCUACGCAGACACCAGAGUUUCCACAGCAACGGGUACAGCUCCUACCGAAACAACCACGCUAACGGCUUCACCCCAAACCGAGCCAAUCGCUGCCCCUCGCCACGAUCACACGACCAGGAAAUAGUGUCCCCCCAUCAGCUCAGCUACACCCCGGCCAACGACAUCCCUCUGAGUGAUUACAUCAGCGUGGACGAGGAAGACGAGCUGCUUUGUUAUAGGCCGCAGUCGCCAUCUCACGGGACAAGUCCCGCCCCCUCGCCCAUAUUCGCCGAGGACACGAACUACACCAUCAUCAACGCCAUGGAGACGGGCGAGCCAAUCACGGCCGUCUUUAUGGGGUUCCAGCCGGCGGCGGAUGACUGCAGGCUGAGUCAGGAGUUCGAGGGAGCGUUGAAGGCGGAGCUAGUGAUAAUAGACGAUGAUUAUGGGAAGGAGAAGACGGAGACGAAGCAGGAGGCGGCAAAUGGGAGCGCGGGCGGGGCUAAAGAGAGCCGCGGCGCGAGGAGAGUGGGACCAGGUAUGAGGAAGCUACAGGAGACGCACUGCUGCACGCUGUCGUAGACUCACAGGGGUGUAGUGUGAAUGUGCAUGGACUAACAGCAUGUUCACUGAUGGACCCGCGCAAACUUUUCACAACAAACACCACAGAAACACGACUGGACUGUCUGAAAACCACGUUCUUAACUUUCCAGUCUGCACGUUUACAGACAGAACUUUGUUAAAGGUAGAGAUAGUAUCAUUAAACCGAUCUGUAGAAACAUAUAACACACAGCAUGUUUCUCAAACUGUGAUGUGUACUUCGGGAGCCAGGUCCACUCCUCAGGAUGUUUUUCGCUACCUUUUUGUUCAUUAUUAUUUCCUGUUAUCUUAUAUCUUGGGUCAUCACAGGUUGAUAGGGACCAACCACAACUCAGGGCCCAAAAAACUAGCCAGGCUGACACCACCUAGUGCCUCCGCUCAGUUUCAUUUCUCUCCAGCAACUAGGUCAGGAAUCAGAAUACACUAUAUGGUUUGCAAGAACCUCGAAGUGCGAGUUCAGGCACCAGCCAAUCAGUGAAGAGCCAUAUAUUCUGUGUUGGCAAUGAUUCCCGAGAUCAAGGAUUUAAAGCUGGAACAAAGAGAAUGUUUGGUGAAUUUUAUCAAGGAGAAAGACGUUAUUGACCUUCUUCUUACGGGAUUUGGGAAAAGCUUAAUAUACCAGUUAGCCCCUUUAGUGGCGCAUUAUAUACGUCAUGACCAAAUAGCAGCGAUUGGUUAAAUGAAAAAAAGUACCCGCCUACUGUCGAGUGAACGAAAUCUAAUGUUGCUAGGUCAGACGGUUUCUACAAAGUGAACCCGGAAGAAUCAGGCUACCAAAAAACACCCUAGUUAAGAAAAGCUAUUGGUGAAAUUAUGUAACUGUAAAUAUUAAGGUACUGUAACCACAUAAAUGGUCAAAUAACCCUAAAAUUUUGCAUUUUGAAAUCCUUUGUUGAGCUACUUUGAAGGGGGUGGCGAGCUACUGGCAGCUCCUGAGCUACAGGUUGGAAACACCUGUUGUAGAGGAUAAGACCUGGUAUGACCAAAGUUUUUCACUGUACCUCAAAUCGGCAGGAGACAGAACUUUCAGACAUUACCGUGCAGUAUCACUGGUGGUGCUUAGGCUCUACGUGCCACUUCAGUUUGUGGGUUUGCCUAAAGUUCAUUUUAUCCACUUUUUUAUCCACCUGGUUUAGCCCUGGAAUAGUCCUGUUAUCAAUGGUGCAACUUAACAAAGUAAAAGUAUUGAAGUACUGUACGUAAGUAUCCAUUUUAGGUAUUUGCUUAAAUACAUACACUUAAAUACUUUUGAAAGUGUUGCUUUACUUCACUACAUGUGCGAGUAGGUAUCUGUACUUUCUACUCUACUACAUUUUUGAACUGGACUGAAAACUAAAAGUAACACCUGCUGAAAAGGAUGAGGAGAUUUAAUUUAAUUUCAUAAUUUUGGCAAACAAAAAUAUACCGGUACAAAUUAUAAAAAUAGCUUGGAAAAAAAACGACAUGUUUUGUUUCUGUUGAGCAAAUUCAGCACAAAUCUGUAUCCAAAUUACUACAUUCAAAGCUUUAUUAGAUUUCAAAACCUGAAUGAAAUGCUUUUUACUCUUUAAGUACACUUUAAACAGUUACUUCAGUACUUUUACUUACUCCAUAAAGUUACAUGGUGCAGCUUUUUUAAUAUAUGUGUUUUGUGUAGCUUGUUUUACUCAGACUGGCAGCUGUGUGACUGGCAGCUUGAUUUAACUGCAAUAUUUUACUUACUUUGUACUAGAUUACUGUGCUUUUCCUUUACCGCCCUCUUCUGGAGAAUGUUUGUAACUACACACUUACUUUUACAAAUCUACUCUUCAAUGUUUGAUAAUCUUGGAAUAGCAAAGAA